Coregonus sp. 'balchen' is the source of this 1977-nucleotide messenger RNA. Lineage: Eukaryota; Metazoa; Chordata; Actinopteri; Salmoniformes; Salmonidae. The record is from the annotation of a GenBank genome assembly.
UUAUAUACAACCCAGAGCCGUGGUUAUCAACAAGCCGCCAAGGGCAACCUCAGACUUCAGCUGCUAAAACGCCCUUUACAUUACCCGCUGCGCAUUACCGUGGAACACGCUUGUGCGGAGUGCUUGGAUAAAAAAGUGCGCACUACAAAUAUUAGUAAAUAGAAGACAGCUUCCGUGAUCUCCGUCUAAUCUCUUGUGAUUUUGGCAGAACAGAACAGAACAGAAGAGUUACCAUGGAGUUGCCGGAUAUCCCUUUCCCUAUCAGCUCUCCAGAUGACUUCUACGACGAUCCUUGCUUCAACACCAGCGACAUGCAGUUCUUUGAGGACCUGGACCCGAGGCUCGUUCAUCUGGGUCUCCUCAAGCCUGACGAACACCAUCACAAAGAGGACGAGCACAUCCGGGCACCGAGCGGGCACCACCAGGCCGGCAGGUGCCUCCUGUGGGCCUGCAAAGCCUGUAAGAGGAAGACCACCAAUGCUGAUCGCAGGAAAGCGGCUACCAUGCGGGAAAGAAGGCGACUGAGUAAGGUGAACGACGCCUUCGAGACACUGAAGAGAUGUACGUCCACUAACCCCAACCAGAGGCUGCCCAAAGUGGAUAUCCUGCGGAAUGCCAUCAGCUAUAUUGAAUCUCUCCAAGGCCUGCUUCGUGGGGCCGGACAGGAGGACAACUAUUACCCGGUGAUGGAUCACUAUAGCGGGGACUCGGAUGCAUCCAGUCCCCGCUCCAACUGCUCAGACGGAAUGGUAAGAAACUGAACUGUCAAGAAUUACGCAAGAAUUACGCACGAGUAAUUAAUUACUCAUGAAUAUUUUGAUCAAAAUAUGCGUUUGAAUGUAAUGUUUUGGUUGACACUUAACUGUUUUCAGUUUACUUAUCGGUGUCAUUGCUCUCUUAUAGAUGGAUUUUAAUGGCCCACCUUGUCCACCAAGACAGAGAAACAAGUAUGAUAGCACCUACUUCAACGAAAUACCAAAUGGUAAGUGUUAUUUCCAAGUAAUCAACACUCAUAAACAGCUUGACAGCUACUGAUUAGGAUGAACAAUUUGUCAUUAUUCCGGAGUCUAAAAUGGAAAACAACUACACGGUAAAUUUGGAGUAUAUUUGGCCAAGUAAAUAAAACCAUUAAAUUAUUAAUAAACUACAUUUUCGUUUUGCUAUGAUGUGGUCACUUUAUAUGACUUAAUUCGAUUAGAUUUUAUUGUCAUAAUGUUCAAACUAAUAGUAAAACCCGACGCUUGUAAUAAAAACCUCAUAUUAAUUCUCAUAUUUUAUUUCCAGAUUCCAGAAACAAGAAAAACUCUGUUAUUUCCAGUUUGGACUGCCUGUCAAGCAUCGUGGAGCGCAUCACCACGGAUACCUCUGCCUGUCCCGCUGUUCAGGACGGUUCCGAGGGUAGCAGCCCCUGUUCUCCCGGGGAUGGUUCCACAGCGAGUGAGACCGGAGCUCGCAUCCCGUCCCCGAUCAACUGCGUCCCCGCCUUGCGUGACCCAAACACCGUCUACCGGGUGUUGUGAAGUCGGGUCGGUGGACUGUAUACAGUAAUUGUACAUUGCUCAAAACACAACUUUAUUCCUUAUGAGGAGAGAAAAUGCCAAAGACUUGCCAAAGGUCGUUACAAGGCUACACACCAAAGAAGUUCCCAUGCCGGCUUUGAAAGACAGUGUCCAAUUUCUUAAAGAACCCUUGGUCUACAUUGGAUAAUGUGUGUGUGUGUGUGUGUGAAUGUGUGUGUGUGAAUGUAUUUAUACUGUAGUAGGCCUAUGCUAUUCUAAGAUAGUACAAGUCUGAAUUCAUAUAAACGGGAUACCAUUCUAUUUGUGAUCAAUAUAAUUUCAUUGAGGGAUUAUGUGUAAUAUGAUCAUUUCCAGUUGGCAAGGCGGAAACGCCUGAGAUAAAUGAAUCCGGAAGAUGAGGACCAUUUUGUAUAUGUGUAAAUAAGAGCUGCUUUGCAACAAAAAAAAAAAAAAAAAA